[Torrubiella] hemipterigena is the source of this 1731-nucleotide messenger RNA. Lineage: Eukaryota; Fungi; Ascomycota; Sordariomycetes; Hypocreales; Clavicipitaceae. The record is from the annotation of a GenBank genome assembly.
AUGUCGGCCAUUCUCUCGACAGAAGACCUCAACGACUUCAUAUCCCCCGGCGUUGCCUGCAUCAAGCCCAUCGAAACGCUACCCGCCGCCCCGGCCGAACUAUCCAACGAAACAGAAGUUAUCCUUGACGGCCAACACCCCGCAUCGAUACAACCGGCGGUCGGCCCAGCUGAGAUCAGUCUUACCGACUGCUUGGCAUGCUCCGGCUGCGUCACAUCUGCUGAAGCUGUACUUGUCAGUCUCCAGAGCCAUGCUGAAGUUCUGAAUACGCUGGACGCCGCGCCAGCGUUGCGACUCAUUGGCCCUGACGCAACUGGGGAGUACUCAAUUGCUGGGUUGGAGAAUGAAGACUCAAAACUUUUUGUGGCCAGCGUAAGCCCACAAACGAGAGCAAACUUAGCUGCUGCGUGUGGCCCAGGCGUAUCCGCAAAGCAGGCUGGCCAUAUGGUGGAAAACCUCCUCCGAGGACCUGAUGGUGUGAUGCAAGGCGGCAAGUGGAACAAUGGCUUCACAUGGGUUCUGGAUACAAAUAUCGCCAGAGAGGCUACUCUUGUGCUUGGUGCCGAGGAAGUUCUUGGCUCAACGCCAAGGCAAAUAGCGACGCCUGCGCAGCCAAUCCUAGCGUCGUCGUGUCCUGGCUGGGUGUGCUAUGCUGAGAAGACACAUCCUCAUGUCCUGCCACAUUUAUCAAAAGUCAAAUCACCACAGGCCUUGAUGGGCACGCUUGUGAAAACGUCUCUUAGCGCAAAGCUCGGUAUUCCUCCAAGCAGAAUCUGGCAUGUUGCUGUCAUGCCGUGCUUCGAUAAGAAACUGGAGGCUAGCAGAGAAGAAUUAACAGAUCAGACCUGGGCCGCAUCUGGACUACCCGGUCGAGGUGUUCGGGAUGUUGACUGUGUUAUAACAAGCAAGGAGAUCUUGAUGCUGGCCAACAGUCGCGGGCUCAAUUUCUUUGACCUUUCUAGCGACGUAUCUACAAUCCCACCGACGCCUACAUUUCCAGAUUCCAAGCUACACGACUUAUUAUUCAAUUCUAACCCUGCUUCGAGUCCCUCAACUGUUGCAGGGUCUUCUGGUGGACUACUCUACUAUAUCUUGCAGAGCAAAGCAGCUCUUACACCGGGGGCUAAUAUCCAGAUCAACCGCGGACGAAACGCUGACGUUGUAGAAUACGUUAUUGACGUCAACGGUGAGCCGAUAUUCAAGGCUGCUCGCUACUACGGCUUCCGUAAUAUUCAAAAUCUUGUCCGUCGUUUAAAGCCUGCGCGACCGUCUCGGAUGCCUGGAGGAAAACCUUUCGGCAGCGCACGCAGGCCAACAGGAAAAACUGCGUCACUGGAAUACAGCUAUGUUGAAGUGAUGGCGUGUCCCGGCGGUUGCACAAAUGGUGGCGGUCAGAUCAAAGUUGAUGAUGACCUGAUCAUGCAGCGUAAAGGCAUCGUUGGCAAACCCGGCCCCCAGGAGCAGAAAGAAUGGCUAGCUGAGGUAGAUGAGGCGUACUUUUCGGCUGAUGAGAUGAUGAUUGAUGAAGGCCCUGCUUCCCAAAACGCGGUUGGAGGAAUAUCUUCCUUGUACAUAAAUGAUAUCCUGAAACACUGGUCCAGGCUGACAGGCAUUGAGUUGGACAAACUCGUGUUUACAACGUUCCGCGAAGUCAUUAGCGAUGUUGGUAAAGGAGCUACUGACACUGAGCGUGUCGUUCAGCUGGCUGGCAAAAUUGGUGGUGGUUGGUAG